Acanthosepion pharaonis is the source of this 717-nucleotide messenger RNA. Lineage: Eukaryota; Metazoa; Mollusca; Cephalopoda; Sepiida; Sepiidae. The record is from the annotation of a GenBank genome assembly.
AUGGAGCGUACUUUCCUUUCCCGCGGCCGUAGCGUGCCUUCCUUUCCCGCGUCCGUAGGUGCUUUCCUUUCCCGCGUCCAUAGCGUACUUUCCUUUCCCGCGGCCGUAGCGUGCCUUCCUUUCCCGCGGCUGUCUAAACAAAGUAACGUGUCUGUUUCGUUUUUUCUCUUCUGCCUUUUUUUCUUCUCUCUUAAUUCUUCUCUCUUUUCUCUUUCCUUUCUUAUCUUUUUUCUUCUCUCUUUUUCUUCUCUUUUUCUUUUUUUUCUUUCUUUUUUCUUUUUCUUUUUCUUCUUUUUCUUUUUCUUCUCUUUUUCUUUUUCUUCUCUUUUUUCUUUUUCUUCUCUUUUUUCUUUUUCUUUUUUCUUUUUUUUUCUUUCUUUUCUUCUCUUUUUCUUUUUUCUUCUCUUUUUCUUUUUUCUACUCUUUUUCUUUUCUCUCCUCUCUUUUUCUUUUCUCUCCUCUUUCUACUUCUCUCUUUUUUCUUUUCUUCGUUUCGUCUUAUUUUCUUUUUUUCUUUUUCAUUUAUAUAGAGUAAAUCACGAUCGCAAAUCAUAUUUAUUGGGGGUGAAUUUGAUCGUGUAUAUAGUGAAGGAAUCUGAAAAGUUCUCGAUCGGACCAAGCAGCCAUUACAAAAGACACCUUGUAUUGGUGUAUAAACACACACGUACACAUCUAUCUAUCUAUCUAUCUAUCUAUCUAUCUAUCUAUCUGUUGUAA